This is a messenger RNA of Pisolithus orientalis, 1029 nucleotides long. RefSeq names its product folate-sensitive fragile site protein Fra10Ac1-domain-containing protein. NCBI's taxonomy places the organism in Eukaryota, Fungi, Basidiomycota, Agaricomycetes, Boletales, Pisolithaceae. The transcript has 3 exons. The coding region runs from base 30 to 593 and encodes 187 amino acids. The record is from RefSeq and is a predicted model, not a curated record.
CGCACACCGGUGAGCUUGGGAGGGACGGGAUGUCGCUGUACAAGCCAUACACGUCGCGGUCGGACGAGAAACGGACACAAGAGUUUACAGUGACAGAGUUUGAUAUAUUGAAGGCGUCUCACAAAUUCCUCAGAGAUGACGCCGGACAACCUGGCAGCAGCAGCACGAAUAAUGCGUCGUCUUCGUCGUCAUGGAACGAUCAGCUCGCGAAGAAAUACUACGACACGCUCUUUCGCGAGUUUGCACUGUGCAAUCUGAAACACUACAAGUCUGGCAACUUCGCUCUGCGGUGGCGUACAGAAAAUGAAGUCCUAGAUGGUACAGGCGAGACGACAUGUGGAAACAUGCGCUGUGAAUAUCACCGUCCUCAUUCGACGUCGAGUCCUCUACCCCGAUUGACCACGCUGGAGCUGCCGUUCGCAUACGAAGAACACGGGGAAUUAAAACAGGCAUUGGUCAAGGUCGUACUAUGUCCCGGGUGCGUGAAGAAGCUGAUGUGGAAGAGGAGCCGCCGGGAGGACUCCGGUGAACGCAAGUCUCGCAGUUCUCGGAAGAGGCUUAGAGAACACGCCGGGGGGAAUGACGUCUCGUAGCUUAUCUUAUCUUUUUCAAAGUCCGAGGGUAGCCAGAUAUUAUUAGGCGCUGGGAAGGAUAGUUCAACUUCGUCGUCAGUCGCGACCGUGCGGCUAACGCGUAGACAGUCUACGCAGGGAGAGGGUAGAAAAGAGGUCCUCGUCUCUUCAUCGACCCUCCCAGGAUCAUUGGUAUAACGAACUUCACGAAUAAUGACGAACAUGGCCAACAGCCCAGCCUUGGCUACCGCAAACCUAGCCCCGGCACCGGCAACGCCUGCCAUUCACCCUGCUGACCGCAGUGACAUACACAAAUCCUGUCGCACGAUAGAAGUGCUCGUUGCUACGCUCACGGACUAUUGUGAGGCUGCGCGGACGUUUGCUACCGUACAAAAGAAGCUCGUGAAGGCUUUGAAAGAUGCAGCUGGAAUCAAGGCUGGUGUAGAGUAUGCUGGUG